Siniperca chuatsi (mandarin fish) is the source of this 4080-nucleotide messenger RNA. It is a transcript of the gene gas2b, whose product is annotated as growth arrest-specific 2b. Gene Ontology annotation, molecular function: cytoskeletal adaptor activity; actin filament binding; microtubule binding. Gene Ontology annotation, cellular component: actin filament. Lineage: Eukaryota; Metazoa; Chordata; Actinopteri; Centrarchiformes; Sinipercidae. Bases 220 to 1644 code for a protein of 474 amino acids. The record is from RefSeq and is a predicted model, not a curated record. Gene Ontology annotation, biological process: actin crosslink formation. The transcript is spliced from 8 exons.
ACGGCAGCCUCCCCUUGUUACACUGUUGUGUACUUCCAUGUGGAGAACCUGAGGGCGAUGAACAUCUGGCUGUAAGUGAUGUGCGCGCGUGUGUGAGAGGAAAAAUACGGGUGAGAAGAUACUGUAAAGAAACUUGAAUGAAAAGGAAAUCUUUUGAAGAAUCCUGCCGUUACUGUUUGCGUUUUAUAGGGUAAGUCAAAGACCGAUCAGAGCUGAAGCAUGGACAGUGAACUAGGAGCGAUGAACACCAGUCUUGACAGUCCACUGAGCCCGAGGCACCUGACCGGGUUGGGGAUGAACUGUCUUCUUGGCCAAAAGUACAGACACUCUGGGCCUGGCCUCGCCAGUCCUCAGGAGUACAACCAGUGGCUGCCUUACCGCCAUGACGCCAGCCUGCUGCCCAUGAAAGAAGACCUGGCCUUCUGGCUCAACACCCUCAUGGGUGUGGACCUCACAGCAGACAGUCUGAUGGAGAGGUUGGAUAACGGCGUUCUCCUCUGUCAGCUUGCACAGCUGCUCCAGGAGAAGAUGAUCCACACCAACAAUGGCAAGUCCUUGACGAGAAGAGUGAUCCACUGGCGAGUUGAUGCAACUUCUGGAUCGUUUUUCGCCCGAGACAACACUGCCAACUUCCUUUACUGGUGUCGAAAGAUUGGUGUUGAUGAGGCUUACCUUUUUGAGUCAGAGGAUUUGGUCCUCCACAAACAACCGCGGGAGGUGUGCCUGUGCCUGAUGGAGCUGGGACGGAUUGCAGCCAGGUAUGGAGUGGAGCCUCCAGGGCUGGUGAAGUUGGAGAGAGAGAUAGAGAGGGAGGAGGCGGGGUGCUUAUCGCCAUCAUCCAGUCUGUCCCUCUCCUUUUUUCCUCCUACAUCAUUGUAUUCACCAUCACAAUCAUCUCUGCCCCCAGCCCCCUCUCCUCCUCCUCCUCCACCUGCGCCCCUCACUCCAAGCACAACCUGUCCGUCUGAAACCUCCGCUGCCUCCCUCGCCUAUGAUCUUCCAUCAGCCACAACAAGCCCAGUGCCUACAUGUUUAUCCCCUCCUCAGACCUCCCUCUCAGCCUCUAACCCUUCUACAACCACAGCCUCAACACAAACACCUUUGUUCUCUUCAUCCUGCACCACUAACACAUCUGCUUCAACUCUGCUGUCAGCACCCUCACCAGGCCAAACCCUGGUAUCCACUGCCAAAGUCUCCUCCACCACAAUAAACAACCACACUUCCACAGCUACACUUCCCAUCACCUCCGCAUCUGCAGCCCCGACUCCUCGUUCCUCUUACAAAUCCACAAGCCGGAGGAGUACAGGCACCAACAACAUUUUGGAUGAUAUUGUGAGAAACAUUAUCGAAAAUCCCCCCUGCAGCUGUCCUACCAGGUUCCUUGUUGAGAAACAACCUAAAGGCUGCUACCGUGUUGGGGAUAAAGUUCUGUAUAUACGGAUGCUGAAUGAUCGUCAUGUGAUGGUACGCGUAGGCGGAGGCUGGGAGACCUUUAUAAGUUACCUGCAGAAACACGACCCCUGCAGAGGAGGAGGACCGGUCAGUAGAGCUGAAGUCAGGGUGUGUAGGGACAAAGCGAAGCCACCCAGUUUCUCACCUGACAGCUACAUGGUGGUUGGUGCCCAUUACCGUGGCAAGAAGUAGACUCUCAAACUGCUCACUUUUGCUUCUGGUUUUGGAAGCGUACAUUUCACUUAAUCAGACCAAACUGUACAAGGUUAAUGAUUUAACAUAUAGUCCAAAUCCCUUUUACCUCAAGUUUAAAAGGAAAUCCACCACUGUUUCUAAAAGUUUUCUUACCUGAUUGCGAUCUCUACGAAUCAUCCAACCCACUGUAACAACUUGGCAAUAAGUCAGUUAGCAGAAAACGAAUUAGCAACAAUUUUAAUAAUCGAUCAAGAACAAAUGCCACACAUCUGCUGGUUUCAGCUUCUUCAAUGUGAGGAUUUACUGCUUUUCUUUGUCAUGGUUGAAUAAAACAUGUAAUCUGAUCACCUUGGGCUGUGAGAAAGUAUAACAGGAACUUUUCUCUAUUUUCUGACAUUUUAUAAACUAAAUGAUAAAUGUUUAAUCAAGAAAAUAAUAGCUAAUAAUAUUUAUCAGUAAUGAAAAUAAUCGUUAGUUGCAGCACUAUAGUUGUUAUGUACUAUAUAUCAUAACUUUCAUAUAAUUAUCAUCAUCAAAUAUCCUUUCAGGGAAGGUUUUGUGUUUCUGUUCAAAACUUGCUAUCGUUCUAAAAUGGGAUGUUUGAAUGCUUUUUUAAAGAUAGAAAAGAGAGAUAAUCUUGCACAGCCCAAAGUACAGCUUAUAAUAUUUUGUUUUCAUAGUAUGUAUCAUUUUCAUUUAUUUAAUAUUCUGUAAUACACAAUGGAUGCAAAAACCUCUUGUGUAUUUCUUGUGUCUCGCUUACUUUUACAUUAUGGGCCUGUAGCAGAGAAGGCAAAGGCAAAGACACAUCAAGUCCUCCCUCUAGAUGGCACCAUGUCCUAAGUGACAAAAGGCCAAGCCUCGCCUCCAUGCUUGUUUGGAGGAGGAUGCUGUCACUACUGUUAUGAUAGUGUCUCACCUCUCGUAGACAUUCAUCCCUUAGUUGGACUGGAAAUCUGUUUUCAGUUUUAACUCCAUAAACUACCUCAUGCCCACAGAUACAACAGGACAAAACACAUCGUUGUCUCAUCAGUAUGAUUUGGAGAGUCACUUAUUACGUUUUUCACAGUAAAAGUACAAAUACAAACACUGAAAGUCACAACACAUUAGUAAUUACAUAUUUUAUUUCAGUAAAAUAAAGUAAUUAAAAAUGGACACAAGUUUUAAUAUGUUGAAAGAAACUUACUGUAAUGAGAUCAUGCAAGACUGUAAUGUCUUUUUAGUCCCUACAUAAUAUCUGCAGUGGAUUGAACCAGUAUAAAUGACUUGUAGAAAAUAAUAGCUGUGCUACUGAAACAAGUGCCACUCUAAACGGUGGCGUUUUCACAGGGCAUCUCUCAUUCCUCAUGAAACACAAGAGGUUGCCACUUGAGAGGGAUUUUACAACAAUUUCAAAUACAUUGUUAAACUGCGCUGACCUCAUUCGUUCUCUAAAGUACAUUAUUCUUAAUGUUUUGUAAAUCUUGCUACUGUGCGCAACUGUUGUUCUGUACUGAAACUCAAUCCAAUCAAUGACAAAGUCUUAGUUUUAAAAUACAGUUACUGUUGUGUUGGUGUUCUUGAAAUGUAUUAUUAGAGAUAUGGCGUAUAUAUAUGCGCUUAGAAAUUUUGGCUUGUAAUACUUUUUUGACAACGUUCUGCACAUGUGCAGUGGUGGCACAUCAGUACAGGAAAAGUCAGAUUUUCCCACCUAUAAUACACUAAAAACUUGUAGGAGUUGUGUGCAACUGUGCUUCAGUCCUAACAACACAUUAUUCUUGCACCAUGUACUUAUACAUUACAGUUUACUCCUUACAGUAAUAUUUACAUUACUGCAUAUCAGUUUGGGGGUGAACUUAAAACUUUAUAAAACCGAAACACAAAACAGCAUUGCAUUCUGUGAGUUGUAGGACAUUAGCGAAUAGACUGACUCAGUCGUCAUAAUGACCAUACAUAUGAAUAUUUUUAUAUUUAUGGUAUGUCCCUGUUUCUGGCAUAAAUAUUUAAACAAUAAGAGCCUAGACCAACUGACCCUAAACACAACAUGGUAUAAACCCAAGCUCUUUGUAAAAGACACAACAGGGUGCUUAUUACAUGCUCUGAUCAUCUUUUGCUCCCAUAUGUGGCCUUGCAAACAUGUAACGUAUAACUCCACCUGCUCAGACCUCAGGUUCACAGACUUUUAUGAGACCCAGCAAAAGUGGUAGCCUCAUGAGGAGGUUAAUGGUGAUGGUGAAAGGACUGAACAUCACACACAGUGUUGUCAAUACACAUUAUAACACCUUUUUUUUCUAAGAAAGUUAAUUGACAUAGCUGAUAGAAUAUCUCAUGACUCAUUUCCAGCAAUCAACAUUUAUAAAAACUUCAUCACACAUGGCUGUAAUAUUCUUGUAUCAUGAACUUGUAGUGAGCAUUAAAAUUUCAAAAUAAAUUAGAUCUAAUGACUGCGGGGGG